CUUUUAUAAUCAUUCAUUUCUGCUCGUCAUUGACUCGACUCUCUAUAAAGUACGUCCAUCCACUGACCGUCUUCUCUUUUCAUGUUCCUUGUCUCUUUUCUUAUUGCAAGCCAGUGGCCGGUGAGUUAGGCCGUCGGGUGGGAGUUACUACUAUGGGGGGCGGGAGGAGGAGCCGGGCUACGGUGUCGAUGGGCGGCGAGUACUUGGUGCUGCGACCGGAGAGAGCGACUGUGCUGGAUCUAAUAGCCAUGCUGCUUUCCAGCAUGAUUGACGCAAGGAAAUCGGUGGAUAGCUCCAAGCGGACGGAGCCCAGUUUUGCGCGCCGAUUCGUGAUAUUCGUGUCGGUGUUGGUGCAGAAGAUUCUGCUCUUCGUCGCCUGCCCCAUGUCCAGCUGCGGAUCUGCUCUGGAGAUGUGUCUCAACACUCUCUCCCUCAACGGCGGCCUUCGCGGUCUCCUCUUCAAAAUUUUUUGGGGGAAGGUGGCGAUACCAGACAGAACAUCAAGAGCUUUCUUAUCAGUGAAUGGAAAUCUAGACCCGCGAGUGGAUUUAGACAGCAACAUCAUCCCUGGAGAUGGUAGAUAUAAUGGAGCAGUUGCAAUAAUGGCUUCCAAAGCAGCAUAUGAGAACAAAGCCUACAUUGAAACCGCAGUUGCAGAUCACUGGAAGAUGAAAUUCGUGGAUUCUUAUGAUUUCUGGAAUGACUGUGUGGAUCAGUUUACAACCCGUGCCUUUGUCAUGCACAAUCCGAACUCCAACCCUGAAACCAUAAUUGUGUCCUUCAGAGGAACCCGACCGUUUGAUGCAUACGAAUGGUGUUCAGACUUCGAUAUCUCCUGGUAUGAGAUCCCUGGUGUGGGAAGAGUCCAUGCUGGAUUCAUGGAAGCUCUGGGAAUGCAAAAAAAGGGGGGGUUGCCUAAGGAACUCGAACAAGAAAAGAAGCAGCUGCCCGUGGCCUACUACUUCCUCCGGAAGGAGCUGAAAGAGCUUCUGCAGGAGAAGGAAGGAGCAAAGUUUGUAGUGACGGGUCACAGCUUGGGUGGAGCACUGGCAAUUCUGUUUCCGGCAAUUCUGGCGGUGCACAAGGAGGAGUGGCUGCUGGAGAGAUUGGAAGGGGUUUAUACCUUUGGGCAGCCAAGGGUGGGGGAUGAGCAAUUUGCACUUUUUGUGACAGGGAAGUUGAAGGAGUAUGGGGUGAAGUAUAAUAGGUAUGUUUAUUGCAAUGACAUGGUGCCCAGGUUGCCUGCUGACGAUUCUGCUCUUCUGUUCAAACAUUUUGGGACAUGCCUCUACUUCAAUAGCCUCUAUCAAGGGAAGAUUUGUGAAACAGCACCAAACAGGAAUUACUUCUCGCCGCUGGCAUUGAUAUCGAUGAUCCUGAACGCAGUGUGGGAGAUAAUAAGAAGCUUCUUCAUUUCAAUUAUCUUGGGACCAAACUACAGAGAAGGGUGGUUUCUCAGAUUCUAUAGGAUGUCUGGAUUGCUAAUCCCAGGUUUACCAGAUCAUGCUCCCCAAGAUUAUGAUAAUUCUACCCGGUUGGCUGUACUACCCUUUUGAGACCGAUCCUCACAUUGCCAAUGUUUCAAAGUUCUUGAGUUUAUGGUGAUCUUGGCAUCAUAGCAAGACUGCCAGUUUGAGCAUAAUUUGCGUUCUUUAAAGUAUUCAGCCAUAGUUACCAGAUGAUUUAAAUGUUUAUAAACAAGUUUCAGUUGCUAGUAACUGAUAAAAGGAAUAGAAAGAAACAAUACUACUAAACAAA
Malania oleifera is the source of this 1758-nucleotide messenger RNA. Its product is annotated as triacylglycerol lipase OBL1-like. The record is from RefSeq and is a predicted model, not a curated record. Bases 153 to 1556 code for a protein of 467 amino acids. Gene Ontology annotation, molecular function: triacylglycerol lipase activity. Lineage: Eukaryota; Viridiplantae; Streptophyta; Magnoliopsida; Santalales; Ximeniaceae. Gene Ontology annotation, biological process: lipid metabolic process. The transcript is spliced from 5 exons.